This is a messenger RNA of Cyclocybe aegerita, 2301 nucleotides long. NCBI's taxonomy places the organism in Eukaryota, Fungi, Basidiomycota, Agaricomycetes, Agaricales, Hemipholiotaceae. The record is from the annotation of a GenBank genome assembly.
UGGCUGAACUUUUCGAUUCGGUUCCGACGACUGAGUCAAGGUCGAUAAGAAAGGCAUGGCAGGGUUCGACAGCUCUUCACGACCUGCCACUGACAAUUUACCACCCUGCGAAUAGAAAUCACCAAAUGGACACAGUCGACUUGAAAGCUCUGCGGAUUGACGAACCAAAGGUUCCUGCUGCCACCAAGACGAAGGUCAGCAGGAUAAAAAAGAAACAGGCGGAAGCAAAUACCGCGCCUAUCGCAGAGGAUGGCGGCACUCCCGAGGUGGUCGCCUACUCUCAGCAGAGCAGGUUUCACCAAGAGACCUUCGACCCAAACAGUACCGAGAUCGACCUGAAAGACGUGAACAUCUCUGUUAACAAUAAGGAACUGCUCGUGGAUGCUCAUCUGCGGUUGAAAUCCGGUGUUCGUUAUGGGAUGGUCGGCCAGAAUGGUGUUGGGAAGUCUGGCCUCAUGUCCGUCCUUGGGAACAACAUACUCGUGGGGCUUCCUCAGAAUGUUCGCAUCCUUCACAUCGCACAGUUGGAGGAGAUCGUUCCUGGUCGAACCAUCCUGCAAGAGAUCCUCAGUGCUGACGUCGAUCGUGAGCGGAUCAUCAAGGAGGCACAAGGAUUGCAAGGAGCAUCUUCCAAGUCUUCAUCGGAAGCAAGCAUGAACGUAGUCAUCCACAAGUUGCUUGUUUCUCGUGCCGAAACUGCUCUCGACCUCGCACAGAAAAUAGCCGCGAAGCGUUCGGGUCAGCGAGGCCACACCGCUCGUCAGGCAUUACUCGCAGCAGAGGGCGAACUUGCCUCACUUAAGGCUCAAGAUCCUCAUACUUUCGUCACGGCGAAGAUGGCCAACGAUCUGAUGGCUGAGGUGUUUGGUGCAUAUCAGGCGCUCGACUUGGAGGCAGAUGAAGCGAGGGCGAAGGCUAUUCUGAAGGGUUUGGGAUUCACUGAUGAUGAGCUGUCGAAGGAGGGGAAAGAUAUCGGAGGCUUGAGCGGAGGCUGGCGGAUGAGGGUUAUGCUGGGCAAGGCCUUGUUCGUGAAACCCGAUAUUCUCCUCUUGGAUGAACCUAGGAAUCAUCUGGAUCUUCCUGCUAUCCUCUGGCUACAGUCGUACCUUACCAACGACGUCGAAGGGCAAACCGUCGUUGUCGUUUCGCACGAUCGCAAUUUCCUGGACGCUGUAACCGACGAGACCAUUAUUUUCCGGGAUAGGCAAUUGAAGUAUCAUCCUGGAAAUUAUGAAGAUUGGGAAAAGAAUACCGAAGAGCAGAGGAAGCGGAAGACUCGCCUCAAGGAGGUGGAACAGAAACGUCGAAAGCAGAUUCUAAACAGUAUCCAGAAAAGCGUCCAGCACGCUAAAUCUACUGGAGAUGAUAAACGUUUAGGCCUCGUAGCUUCUCGGCGAAAGGAACUUGACAGACUGGGAAUGGAACGUCUUGAAGACGGCAAACGGUACAAGCGCAGUUACCAUGGGUAUCACGCCGAAAUUGUCAUAGAGCAAGCAGUCAAGACGGCGCCUAUCCACCUGCCGCCGCCCGAGCCAUUCAACUUCCCGGGAAAAUCUUUCCUCCAGCUUUCGGACGUCUCCUUCAAAUACGACGCCAAGCCUUCGUCACCUUUGGUCAUCAACAACGUUUCAUUGGACGUCAGUCCUGGUGCUCGCAUUGCGCUCCUCGGCCCAAACGGAUGCGGAAAAUCUACAUUAAUGAACCUCCUGGCUGGCGAGUUGAAGCCCAUGUCUGGCGAAGUCAAGAAACACCACCGUCUUCGGAUCGGCUACUUCUCGCAGCACACCGUCGAUCAACUUGAGCUGAACCUCACGGCGCUCCAACAGCUCGCGAAGGCGUAUCCGGACGUAGUCAUUUCGGAGGCCGAGGCUCGAGGACACUUGGGCUCGUGCGGAAUCAGCGGCGACCCCGUAACGCGACCCAUCCGCACGCUCAGCGGUGGGCAGCGAAAUCGGGUCGCGCUGGCUCUGGUGACAUUCCAUCACCCGCACGUUCUCCUGCUGGAUGAGAUUACCAACCAUCUCGACAUGGGCACCGUCGAGUCUCUCGUCGAGUCGCUUUGCGAGUUCGAAGGAGCGCUCGUGGUCGUUAGCCAUGAUGUAUGGUUCUUGAAGCAGGUCAUCGAAGGCGACGAAGAUGAUGACGAAGACAACGAAGGUGGCGAGCAGUACAAGGGCGUCUUUUAUACGGUGACGAAGAAGGCAGAGCUCAAGAGAUGGGAUAAGGGUCUUGAGGCGUAUGUGGAGAAGGUGCAACGUCUUUCGGUCGCGAAAGGGUUGCAGAAUAGGGCGGUGAAAUGAG